AUACAUAAUUUUGUGUCUUUUAGAAAAUAUAUAUUAAUAGAUUUUUAAUUGCAAACAAACAAACAAGAUGGAUAGUCAGAUGGCACAGAAAACAUUUGAACUUCAAAAUAAUAUUGAGGCAGUGAAUAGUAUUGAUGAAAUAUUCAAAUACAGUCGUCAACAGCAGCAAGAAAUAUUAGCAAGAAAGCCUUGGAUGAAGGAGCCUCAUUACUUCAAACACAUAAAGGUAUCUGCUCUUGCUCUUUUGAAAAUGGUAAUGCAUGCUCGUUCUGGUGGAACACUUGAAGUGAUGGGUUUGAUGCUUGGAAAAGUGGAUGGCAACACAAUGAUUGUAAUGGAUGCAUUUGCUCUUCCUGUUGAAGGAACAGAAACUCGUGUUAAUGCUCAAGCUGCUGCAUAUGAAUAUAUGACACAAUAUAUUGAAUCGUCAAAAUCAGUUGGUCGUCUUGAAAAUGCAAUUGGAUGGUAUCAUUCACAUCCUGGUUAUGGCUGCUGGUUGUCAGGGAUUGAUGUUUCAACUCAGAUGGUCAAUCAACAGUUUCAAGAGCCCUUUGUAGCAAUAGUUAUCGAUCCAACAAGGACUAUAUCAGCUGGAAAAGUGAAUCUUGGAGCUUUUCGAACUUAUCCAAAAGGUUACAAACCACCCGAUGAUGGACCUUCUGAAUAUCAAACUAUACCACUAAAUAAGAUCGAAGAUUUCGGCGUUCAUUGUAAACAAUAUUAUUCGUUAGAAGUAUCAUAUUUUAAGUCAGUGCUUGACCAGAGAUUACUGGACUCGUUAUGGAAUAAAUAUUGGAUAAAUACGCUAUCUUCUUCAACUCUUCUUACAAAUGCUGACUAUGUUACUAAUCAGAUAUUAGAUUUAUCCGAAAAAUUAGAGCAGUCAAUGGGGCAGAUUUCACGGUCCAGUGGUUUUUUAAUGUCGCUUGACUAUGAAAAGAAAGACGAAGUGACAAAAUUACAGAAAGCAAACAAAGACAGUUGCAAGUUGAAUAUCGAAGCAGUGCAUGGGCUAAUGUCUCAAGUGUUGAAAGAUACACUCUUCAAUAAAGUUGGUUGCAGAGAGUAACAUUUACGAUGUAAAAUUUGGAUAAAGAUGGAAAAAGCAGGAACGAAUGAUUAUUCCUGUUUUUUCUUUUGUACAUAAUACUUUAAAUAUAUCUUCAAUUUAUGUUA
Hydractinia symbiolongicarpus is the source of this 1176-nucleotide messenger RNA. RefSeq names its product COP9 signalosome complex subunit 5-like. Gene Ontology annotation, molecular function: deNEDDylase activity; protein binding; metallopeptidase activity. NCBI's taxonomy places the organism in Eukaryota, Metazoa, Cnidaria, Hydrozoa, Anthoathecata, Hydractiniidae. The transcript is spliced from 10 exons. The record is from RefSeq and is a predicted model, not a curated record. Bases 68 to 1069 code for a protein of 333 amino acids. Gene Ontology annotation, cellular component: cytoplasm; COP9 signalosome. Gene Ontology annotation, biological process: protein deneddylation.